GCAACCCUUCGGGUAAGUGGUCUGCCACUGCUCCAGCCCACGAUUUGAUUGACAGAAAUGAGGUGGCGUCAUUGCGUGGGCGUGGCCACGUCGGUGACGCCACCAUCACGUGACCGCAAGGGGCCCUGGGUCGGGAGCGGCAGCAGCCGGUUGUUGGAACGACUGGGAAAGGAACCAUUCUCCGUUUUCUUAUUGAAGGAAACACAGACAUUUGAUCACUUUGUGCUGGAUCAGUGCUGAUCUCUUGCGCAGUCAUGUCGUACGGAAGAAUUGAGGACAGCCGCUUUAGCUACCGCUCACAACCACAGGACUUUAAUGCACUCAUUCAAACAUGCAGUGCCAACAUCCAGAAGAUUACACAGAAUACUGCACAGAUAAACACAUUGGUGCAACAACUAGGAACGCAACAAGAUACAAGCGAACUUCAGGACAGACUGCAGCAUCUGCAACACUACACAAACCAGGUGGCGAAGGAAACCAAUAAUCACCUGAAGGAGCUGGGAUCCCUACCUUUAACAUAUACUGAGCAGCGUCAGCAGAGAAUACAGAAGGAGCGUCUCAUGAAUGAAUUUUCUGCAGCCUUGAACAACUUCCAAGCAGCACAGCGAAAAGCUGCAGACAAAGAGAAAGAAUCUGUAGCAAGGGCAAGAGCAGCAUCACGCCUCUCAAGUGGUUUCAGUGAUGAUGAACACAAGGAAGAACAACUUGUAUCAUUUGAAAGUAAUGAAGACUGGAAUCAGAUACAAGCUCAGUCUCAAGACGCAGCAAUAACAGAAGAAGACCUGCAACUGAUUAAGGAACGAGAAACUGCAAUCCGGCAACUUGAGGCCAACAUCUUAGAUGUCAACCAGAUUUUCAAAGAUUUGGCGAUAAUGAUCCACGAUCAAGGAGAUAUGAUUGAUAGCAUAGAAGCAAAUGUGGAAAGUGCAGAAGUACAUGUUGAGCAGGGAACUCACCAGUUGCAGAGGGCAGCUUAUUAUCAGAAAAAAUCCCGCAAGAAGAUAUGCAUUCUGAUUGUAUUCCUUGGUAUUGUUGGUGUCAUUUUGGGCCUUGUUAUCUGGUGGGUAGCCAAAUAAUGAACUUCCUUCCAAAUACUGCUGCUUCUCUACACAAGAAACAAUUGGAACUGUACAGCAACUGAUGUCAGUGGGCAAAUUUUCUGUCUAUACUGUAAUUUGGUGAACACUGAGAAUUCCAUGGAUUGUGACCAAGCACCAAGAAAUUGGUUAUUUAUUAAUUUAUGUAAAGUCAGUAAGAUUUAGCCUUUCUGUAUGUGCACUGUAAAUUAUAUGCAAUUGUCUUGAGUUUUGCCAGCAUAUUUUCAUUGCUUUAUCAAAUAGAUUUUCUAAUAGUGUGAAAAUGGUACAGAUUUUCAGUAUCUCCUGGCCAUCUUUUACACUUGGGGGAGUCCAAUGUGGCAAUGAUCCUCAUCAGUUUUGCAAGUCAAGAAACUACCACCACUCCACCCAAUCAACUGUCACUGUGAUUUGUUUAAACAUAGUCCUAGAUUUUCCUAAAGCAAAACAGUGUCAAAUUUGGAUUUUCAGCAAUGGAAUAUAACUCUCUUCAGAUUCUGUCACAGUGAAACCCUGUAAUUUGGUGGGUUUGGAGGCAUAUAAUAGCAAACAGCAAUAAUUCAUUGGAUAAGUAAUAUGAACAGACAAAUUUUACUGUAGUUAAAUUGUUACUUUCAGGUAGAUAAUAACAUUUUUUCUUAGUUUAUUAAUACAAACACUGUAAAUCAUCCCUUUGCUAACCUGUUGUCUUGAUUUCUAAAAUUCGUUUUUAUUCAUUUUUGUGCUUUAGGUUUUUUUCAUUGAGACUUGGCAUUCCAAGGUCAAAGCAAAGGUUUAAUUGUAAAAAAAAAUGUGAAACUAAUCUGAUCCUUGCACCAACUAAGUUGUAUGUUCUAGGACUGUCCCUUGUGCAUGCUUAGAGUUCUACAUAACAUACAACCUAACACUGGUGCAUGGGAAUGGGGAAUCAACUCUGCCCUCAAUUCUUUUCCCAUUUAUUUAACAAAGCCCUUGGUAUUUAUAUGAUGUACCAGAACUAACUACUAAUUUUAAAACAAAACUUGCUUGCCUCCAAGUACUUUCCCUUCCCAUCAGAAUGUUGGAGUACAUUGAGUGGCAGUCAUCAGAACUUUCUAAUGACUGGAAAAUACAGUUGUGUUGUGGGCUAGGUAUUCCAUGGUACCUGGGCUACGUUGGUGUUGUGAAAAUUGGUCGGGCUGUGUGGAGCUCUAUGUGGAUUUGUGAAUUCAAACUCCUCCCAGCAUUCUUGGUAAGGUUUCUCUUGUUCUUCUUAGCCAGACUUGAACUGGCUGAGGAAAAGAAACGAGACAUUUCACGAGAUUUGUGAGACUGGAGUAAUAUUGCACGCUAAAAUACCAUUCUACAUUUUAAUUAGCAGAAGGAUAAGUGGGAAGGGCUACACAUCUCUAGAAAAUAAGGGAAUAUUUAAAGUACAGUGUUGUAAUUUUAGGAUAUUUAAUUUUAUCUAAUCAUGCACAGUUCUCAAUGUUUUAAAAACAAAUAUUCACAAUACUAUUAUUCAGAUUUUUAGUGUUUUCUCAACAAAUUUUCACAGAUCGGAUGUAUCCCUGAAUAUAUUUUGUAUCCCAUUGUUUUUGCAGAGCUGAGUAUAAGUAACUGCUGGUCCUCGGCUUUAAAUUCCUCUGCUUUGUGGACAUGCUCAGUAUGACUUUGAAUCUAAAUGUUUACUGUAAAGCCAUUCCAUUUCCUGUAUUGUACAUUGUAUCACAUUAUACUUGAUGAAAGAAAAUUGGCACUUUUGAUUUUGGCAUUUUCUGAAUAAAUGUACCCUAACUUGA
Pristis pectinata (smalltooth sawfish) is the source of this 2836-nucleotide messenger RNA. It is a transcript of the gene stx12, whose product is annotated as syntaxin 12. The transcript is spliced from 10 exons. The record is from RefSeq and is a predicted model, not a curated record. Bases 255 to 1076 code for a protein of 273 amino acids. Gene Ontology annotation, cellular component: SNARE complex; endomembrane system; synaptic vesicle. Gene Ontology annotation, molecular function: SNAP receptor activity; SNARE binding. Gene Ontology annotation, biological process: vesicle fusion; intracellular protein transport; vesicle-mediated transport. NCBI's taxonomy places the organism in Eukaryota, Metazoa, Chordata, Chondrichthyes, Rhinopristiformes, Pristidae.